AUGAACUCCACCCACCACCGUGGGACGCACACUUCUCUCCACUUCUGGAAUCGCAGCAGCUAUGGACUGCACAGCAAUGCCAGCGAGUCCCUGGGGAAGGACUACUCUGAUGGAGGGUGCUAUGAGCAACUUUUUGUGUCACCGGAGGUGUUCGUGACUCUGGGUGUCAUAAGCUUGCUGGAGAAUAUUCUAGUGAUUGUAGCCAUAGCCAAGAACAAGAACCUGCACUCACCCAUGUACUUCUUCAUCUGCAGCCUGGCAGUGGCAGAUAUGCUGGUGAGCAUUUCCAAUGGGUCGGAAACCAUUGUCAUCACCCUAUUAAACAGCACGGAUACGGACGCACAGAGUUUCACGGUGAACAUUGAUAAUGUCAUUGACUCGGUGAUCUGUAGCUCCUUGCUUGCCUCCAUUUGCAGCCUGCUCUCCAUUGCAGUGGACAGGUAUUUUACUAUCUUUUAUGCCCUCCAGUACCAUAACAUUAUGACAGUGAAACGGGUCGGGAUCAUCAUCAGUUGUAUCUGGGCAGCUUGCACGGUUUCAGGCAUUCUCUUCAUCAUUUAUUCCGACAGCAGCGCUGUCAUCAUCUGCCUCAUCACCAUGUUCUUCACCAUGCUGGCUCUCAUGGCCUCCCUCUAUGUGCACAUGUUCCUGAUGGCCAGACUUCACAUUAAGAGGAUCGCGGUCCUCCCGGGCACGGGCGCCAUCCGCCAAGGGGCCAACAUGAAGGGGGCAAUCACCUUGACCAUCCUGAUUGGGGUCUUUGUUGUCUGCUGGGCCCCUUUCUUCCUCCACUUAAUAUUCUACAUCUCCUGUCCCCAGAACCCAUACUGUGUGUGCUUCAUGUCUCACUUUAACUUGUAUCUCAUACUGAUCAUGUGCAAUUCAAUCAUCGAUCCUCUCAUUUAUGCACUCCGGAGUCAAGAACUGAGGAAGACCUUCAAAGAGAUCAUCUGCUUCUACCCUCUGGGAGGGCUCUGUGAUUUCUCUAGCAGGUAUUAG
This is a messenger RNA of Oryctolagus cuniculus (rabbit), 999 nucleotides long. The record is from RefSeq and is a predicted model, not a curated record. NCBI's taxonomy places the organism in Eukaryota, Metazoa, Chordata, Mammalia, Lagomorpha, Leporidae.